AACCAAAUCCAUCUCGGUGAUCUUGGUUUCUCUGGAAGUGCUUGCAAGAUGAGGUUUUUGACAGCCAUAGGUGGUGAAUUGCCAGCAGUUUCGAGGUUGAUCAACUAUGGGAUUGGUAAAGCUCUACAAGCGGCAGAAAGAAGUGACAAUAUUGAGGGACAAGAUGAUACUGAUGAAGAUGCCGAGGCUAUCACCAAUGAUGCACUUCGUGCUACAAUUAUGAAAAGCAAGAAGGUCUUAGCUAUGCAGAGGAAUCUACUUCAGCAGAUUGUGGAAAGGAGGAAAGUGAUUUCAACAAUAAAGGAUAGUGUUAUUCCCAAGGAACAGGAUCUAACUUCCGACAGUCAGCAAGGCAAUUCUUCAAAUGCGGAUGUAGGUUUAAUCAGUGAAGAGCUUGAGGACAAAUAUAGCACUGGGACUUACUCCAAUAGGUACAACCAAUCCACAGAAGUUGGUACAAACAUGAAUCCUUCUCCUGCUAGCGUUCAUAGAGAGUCUCUCAACAAUGGGGAAGAUCACUUUAAGAACUUAGAAGAUCAACAUUCCGUUGAACAUGCUGUUGGAUCAUUUCGAGAGGGAAGUUCAGAGUCUCCAGAUUCCGGAUUGCCACCAUUUCUUUCCCAAAUCUCUCGACCCAGUGAUGGGAAAGAUGAGAAUUUUGAUGAUCUGGCAGAAGCAAGUAAAAAGCAAGAGGCAGCAAUUGAGGAAAAGCAUCAUAUUUCACCUCCUUUGGCUUGGGAGAAUGUCAUGAAUGUCAUUUUGGUGGCUGCAGAAUGUGCUCCUUGGUCCAAAACAGGUGGACUUGGAGAUGUUGCUGGAGCAUUACCAAAGGCUUUGGCCAGGAGAGGACAUCGUGUCAUGGUAGUAGCACCAAAGUAUGGAAACUAUGCUGAACCCCAAGAAAUAGGGGAACGUAGAAGGUACAAAGUUGAUGGGCAGGAUAUGGAGGUAACCUAUUUUCAUGCCUACAUCGACGGUGUGGAUUUUGUUUUCCUGGAUAGCCCUAUUUUUCGCCACAUCGAAAAUAACAUAUAUGGUGGAAAUCGACUGGACAUUUUGAGACGGAUGGUUCUGUUCUGCAAAGCGGCUGUAGAGGCUCCUUGGUACGUUCCAUGUGGUGGUGUCUGCUAUGGAGAUGGGAACCUAGUCUUCAUUGCAAAUGAUUGGCACACUGCACUCUUACCUGUUUAUUUGAAGGCAUACUAUCGCGACAAUGGGUUUAUGAUCUAUGCUCGAUCUGUUCUGGUGAUACACAACAUAGCACACCAAGGCCGUGGACCCAUAGAUGACUUCCUUCAUGUGGGUUUACCACAUCACUACAUGGAUCUUUUUAAACUCUAUGACCCAUUCGGAGGUGAUCAUUUCAAUAUCUUCGCAGCUGGUUUAAAGGCUGCCGAUCGGGUAGUCACUGUUAGCCAUGGUUAUGCAUGGGAGCUGAAAACACCAGAAGGUGGCUGGGGCCUGAACAAUAUCAUUACUGAGAAUGACUGGAAACUCCAGGGUAUCGUGAAUGGUGUUGAUACGGAUGAUUGGAAUCCUAAAUUUGACAUCCACUUAAAAUCUGAUGGUUACACCAACUACUCUAUAGAGACUUUUCAACAGGGAAAGGCUCAGUGCAAGGCUGCCUUGCAGCGAGAGCUUGGCCUCCCGGUUCAUGAUAAUACUCCUAUAAUAGCUUUCAUCGGGAGGUUGGAUCAUCAGAAGGGUGUGGAUCUCAUAGCAGAGGCCAUUCCCUGGAUUGCUAGUCAAAAUGUACAGUUAAUCAUGUUGGGAUCGGGAAGGCCAGACCUUGAAGAUAUGCUUAGGGGUCUCGAGAGCCAGUACCAUGAUUGGGUCAGGGGAUGGGUUGGGUUUUCUGUGAAGAUGGCUCACCGGAUAACUGCUGGUGCUGAUAUCCUUUUAAUGCCCUCGAGAUUUGAGCCUUGUGGACUGAACCAGCUUUACGCCAUGAUGUACGGGACUAUUCCUGUUGUUCAUGGGGUUGGCGGUCUUAGAGAUACUGUUCAUCAGUUCAAUCCUUAUGAGGAGACAGGGCUAGGAUGGACAUUUGAGAGCGCAGAGGCGAAUAGGAUGAUAGAUGCACUCGGGAAUUGUUUGAAGACGUACAGAAACUAUAAGAAAAGUUGGGAGGGGCUCCAAAAGAGAGGAAUGAUGCAGGACCUCAGUUGGGAUAAUGCUGCUAAGCAUUAUGAGGAGGUGCUCGUUGCUGCCAAGUUCCAAUGGUGAUUGGUGAGAGCAUGUCCUUUUUCCACCACCAAGGCUUCUGUGGCUCACGGCAAGCUAUUCUGUAGCUAUCUCUGGUUGAUUUCAUGUUGCCACUUGCAGUGGUGGAGGCUGCAUAUUGAUUUUUUAUGUUCCUCCUAUCUCUUCUCUACCCAGUUUUUACUGAUUAUUAUCUCCCCCCAGCAGCAGUGUUAAUAAAUGAUGGUUGUUUGGAGGUCAGACAUUAUUCCUCAACUUUGUUACUGGAAAAAAAAUGUUUCCCCACUAAUAAGUUUGUCUCUGCCAAAUUUUCAGAUUGUAAAGCUUUUGCACAGCUUUAUGUGUGAAAUAUAGACCAUAGAGAUCAAGCUGGUUCUCAUGUAACUUCUUGUUAUUUUUUCAGGAGGUAUAAAAUUCAUUACUAAGUUGGUUCUCUCA
Messenger RNA from Ananas comosus (pineapple), 2640 nucleotides. Its product is annotated as soluble starch synthase 2-1, chloroplastic/amyloplastic. The transcript is spliced from 8 exons. NCBI's taxonomy places the organism in Eukaryota, Viridiplantae, Streptophyta, Magnoliopsida, Poales, Bromeliaceae. Bases 49 to 2226 code for a protein of 725 amino acids. The record is from RefSeq and is a predicted model, not a curated record. Gene Ontology annotation, molecular function: alpha-1,4-glucan glucosyltransferase (UDP-glucose donor) activity.